CACACUUUUUCCUGAUCACUUCUACAUUUUCUGGCCAUCUCUUCUUAUCUCUGGCUCUUGUUUUGGGCAGCUAAAAAUAAUGUCCCACCAACCUCGUUCCUCCAAUUCGAGGAGAGCAAGGGGGCAGAAGGACUACAGCACAGCCAUCCUGGAGGGGAAGAAGGCGCUGAAUAGAUUGGUGGUAGACGAGGCCUCCCUAAAUGACAAUUCUAUCAUCUCUCUUCACCCGGACACCAUGGACACGCUUCAUAUCCUCCGAGGGGACACUGUCCUCAUUAAGGGAAAAAGGAGGAGAGACACUGUUUGCAUUGCUCUGGCUGACGAGAUCUGCGAUGAGCCAAAGAUCCGAAUGAACAAGGUUGUUAGAUCCAAUCUGGGGGUCAGGCUUGGUGAUGUGGUGUCGGUGCACCCUUGCCCCGAUAUCAAUUACGGAAAGCGGAUCCAUGUCUUGCCCAUCGAAGACACGAUCGAAGGCGUCACCGGCAGCCUGUUUGAUGCAUUUUUGAAGCCCUACUUCUGGGAGGCGUACCGGCCGGUGAGGAAGGGGGACGUCUUCAUGGUGAGAGGAGGGAUGCGGAGCGUCGAGUUCAAGGUCAUGGAGACCGACCCAUCUGACUCCUGCAUCGUCAGCCCCGCCACCGAGAUUUUCUGCGACGGCCCACCGGUAAAGCGGGAGGACGUCUCCGGCCGGCUGGACGAGGUCGGGUACGACGACGUGGGCGGCGUCCGGAAGCAGAUGGCGAUGAUCAGGGAGCUGGUGGAGCUGCCGCUGCGCCACCCGCAGCUCUUCAGGUCCGUCGGCGUGAGGCCGCCCAAGGGGAUCCUGCUGUACGGGCCGCCGGGCUCGGGCAAGACGCUAAUAGCGAGGGCGGUGGCGAACGAGACGGGGGCGUCCUUCUUCUGCAUAAACGGGCCGGAGAUCAUGUCGAAGUUGGCGGGGGAGAGCGAGAGCAACCUGAGGAAGGCGUUCCGGGACGCGGAGAGAGCGGCGCCGUCGGUGGUGUUCAUCGACGAGAUCGACUCGAUCGCGCCGAAGAGGGAGAAGACGCAGGGGGAUGUGGAGAGGAGGAUCGUGUCGCAGCUGCUGACACUAAUGGACGGGCUGAAGGCGCGGGCGCACGUCGUCGUCAUCGGCGCCACCAACCGGCCCAACAGCAUCGACUCGGCGCUCCGGCGGUUCGGCCGCUUCGACAGGGAGAUCGACAUAGGCGUCCCCGACGAUGCAGGAAGGCUCGAAGUCCUCCGAAUCCACACCCGCAACAUGAAGCUCUCCGAUGACGUGGAUUUGGAGAGGAUAGCGAGGGAGACGCAUGGGCACGUAGGCGCGGACCUGGCGGCGCUGUGCACGGAGGCGGCGCUGCAGUGCAUCAGGGAGAAGAUGGACGUGAUCGACUUGGAGGACGAGAGCAUCGACGCCGAGAUCCUCAACGCCAUGGCCGUCACCAAUGACCACUUCAUGACUGCCCUUGCCACCAGCUACCCUUCUGCCUUGCGAGAGACUCAGGUCGUGGAAGUGCCGAACAUCAGCUGGGAUGAUAUUGGUGGGCUGCAAAAUGUCAAGCGUGAGCUUCAAGAGACGGUGCAAUACCCUGUGGAGCACCCGGAGAUGUUCGAGAAGUUUGGCAUGUCGCCUUCAAAGGGAGUUCUUCUGUAUGGGCCGCCGGGCUGCGGGAAGACGCUGCUGGCCAAGGCCAUCGCCAGCGAGUGCAGGUCCAACUUCAUCAGCGUGAAGGGGCCGGAGCUGCUCACCAUGUGGUUCGGCGAGAGCGAGGCCAACGUCCGCGGCAUCUUCGACAAGGCCCGCCAGUCCGCCCCCUGUGUCCUCUUCUUUGAGGAGCUCGACUCCAUCGCUACUCAGAGGGGGAGGAGUGUGGGAGAUGCAGGUGGUGGAGCUGAUAGGGUCCUGAACCAGCUGCUGACGGAGAUGGAUGGGAUGUCGGCGAAGAAGACUGUCUUCAUAAUCGGCGCCACCAACCGGCCGGACAUCAUCGAUCCGGCGCUGCUCAGGCCGGGGCGCCUCGACCAGCUGAUCUACAUCCCUCUGCCGGAUGAGAGCUCCCGCUUCCAAAUCUUCAAGGCCUGCCUGAGGAAGUCGCCUGUGUCUGAGGACGUUGAUAUCAGGGCGCUAGCCCAGUACACACACGGGUUCAGUGGCGCUGACAUUACUGAAAUAUGCCAAAGGGCCUGCAAGUACGCCAUUAGAGAGACCAUUGAGAAAGACAUGGAGAGAAAGAAAAGAAGAGCUCAUGAGGCAUCAGAAGUUAUGGCAGAAGACGUCACAGAAGAGGUCGAAGAGAUCAAAGCACGUCAUUUUGAAGAGUCCAUGAAAUAUGCUCGCAGGAGUGUUAGCGAUGCCGACAUCCGGAAGUAUAAGUCCUUCGCUCGUACAUUGCAGCAGUCAAGAGGAUUCGGAGGUGAGUUCAAGUUUGCCGCUCACCGGCCACAGGCUAGGGCCGGAGCUAAUGCCACUGAUCAGUUCUCGGCAGCCGGAGAUGAUGCUGCCUUUGAUGUUGACUUGCUCAAUUGAGCUUUCCUUAUUAUCAUGCCCAUAACGUGCUUCAUAGAUCAAGACAUGUCUAUAUGUAUUAUGUCCCAGAGCACAUACGCAUAUAUAUUGCAUCCACGCUCCAUUUGUAGUAUUUAUGAUGUUCAUAUUUAUCUAUUGGAUACACAUAUGGGUUUAUUGGUAGU
This is a messenger RNA of Nymphaea colorata (pocket water lily), 2691 nucleotides long. Its product is annotated as cell division cycle protein 48 homolog. Gene Ontology annotation, cellular component: nucleus; cytosol; VCP-NPL4-UFD1 AAA ATPase complex. The transcript has 9 exons. Lineage: Eukaryota; Viridiplantae; Streptophyta; Magnoliopsida; Nymphaeales; Nymphaeaceae. Gene Ontology annotation, biological process: mitotic spindle disassembly; autophagosome maturation; retrograde protein transport, ER to cytosol. The record is from RefSeq and is a predicted model, not a curated record. Gene Ontology annotation, molecular function: ATP hydrolysis activity; ATP binding; polyubiquitin modification-dependent protein binding. The coding region runs from base 80 to 2527 and encodes 815 amino acids.